Molecule: messenger RNA, 1399 nt
Organism: Gorilla gorilla gorilla (western lowland gorilla)
Lineage: Eukaryota; Metazoa; Chordata; Mammalia; Primates; Hominidae
Product: intraflagellar transport protein 122 homolog
Exons: 5
Coding region: 432-749 (105 amino acids)
Biological process (GO): non-motile cilium assembly; protein localization to cilium; intraciliary retrograde transport
Cellular component (GO): intraciliary transport particle A; non-motile cilium
Source: RefSeq, a predicted model, not a curated record
CAGGGGUCAGGCUCUGCUGCAGGUGGGGGUAGGGGGUCCCUGUCUCGGCCUCCCAGCCCAGGCUGGGUCUCUUUGCCCAGGUUGGGCGGGGCCGAUGGCCGUUGGAAGCCCCGUCUCCAUGGAGACCCGAGGCCGCCGGACCGCCUGUCAGGGGCUGCCCUGGAGCCUGGCACCUUACCCUCGCACCCUGUCUGCCCCUCGGGGGCCAUGCUGUCCACGCUGACCCUGACUCGAGACAUCGGGAUGCCUGUCCACGCCUCCACUCCUGGGCCACUUCCCCGUGGGGCUGGGCUGUGAAAGGGCUGCUUCCCCCACCUCCCUUUGCUGAGGACCGGGACUCGGAGGCUCAGAAGAGUGAAGUGACCUGCUCAAGGCCUGUGAUAUUCCUGGGCCAAGACUCCUGAGCCUCCCCCUGCAGGAAGUCCGCUCCCAUGUACCAGUACCUGGAUAGGAAACUGUUCACGGAAGCCUACCAGAUUGCUUGCUUGGGUGUCACAGACACUGAUUGGCGUGAACUGGCCAUGGAAGCGCUAGAAGGUUUAGAUUUUGAAACAGCAAAGAAGGCUUUCAUCAGAGUACAAGACCUCAUCAGCAGCAUUGAGGAGAGGAAGAAGCGGGGAGAGACCAACAAUGACCUGUUUCUGGCAGAUGUGUUUUCCUACCAGGGGAAGCUCCAUGAGGCCGCCAAACUGUACAAGAGGAGUGGGCACGAGAACCUCGCGCAUGAAAUGUGUUGGAAGAAAAGCUGAGUGUUGGGAGAGAAGCUGAGGCAGGGCUUGCAUGUUUGCUAGACUUGCUGCUCCUUGCUUCUAGCAUUCCCAUGAUCUCAAGUAGCCAUAUGUUUCUCAUUCACUUGAUACACCGUUUCCUUUCAACCCACAUCCUCACCACCUGUUUGUUGCAGCCUCCACACUUGUGAUGGCCCCCUGGUCCCAUUUUCUCUCUCAAACUGUCUUUCUCAUUCCUUGGACUCCACUGGACUUCGUCGCCCCUGCUGUUGGGUCUGAUCACCCCAAAAGAAAUGAGGUUUGAGUAUGCCAAGGUAACCCACCCUGUCCCAGGCCCAUGCUCUGGCUUGGAGCCCACUGGUGAUCUCACCCACGGUGUCCAGAUUGUUUUCCCUAAGACUGGUGCACACAAAAACUAGCAAUGGCCUCAGAAAGGAUGUGGGGAAACUGGUAAACAAAGGACCCAUCUACGGCCACUGGUUGAAACUCACCUAAAACCGACCUUUAAGGCUGACACCAAAGGGGCAGACUAUGGCAUUUCAGACCUUCAUCAGUGACAAGGCUGGAUGGCUGUGGGUCUACACCAGCACAAUCCCUUCAUUGAGUUGAGGGCUCAGGGCUUCAGGGCUGUCUCCCACAAAUCCUCUCAAUCCUUGUCAGGAGCCGCCAAG